Molecule: messenger RNA, 575 nt
Organism: Phycomyces blakesleeanus NRRL 1555(-)
Lineage: Eukaryota; Fungi; Mucoromycota; Mucoromycetes; Mucorales; Phycomycetaceae
Exons: 7
Coding region: 90-467 (125 amino acids)
Source: RefSeq, a predicted model, not a curated record
AUUAUAUACAACAUAAAUUACAUACAUACAAAUAUAUAUACAUUUAUACAUUUAUAAUAUUUUAUCAACAUUAUCCUCAGUCUAUUGUAAUGAGUUUUCACACGAUCCUUUUGGUACAGCCUACAAAUGGUGCAAACCGAACAUACUCAGACUUUGAGACUAUUGCCGCGACAUUGGAUCAUGUAGCAAGUUUGUUUGAACAGAAGCUUCAGAGAGAGAAUCCUCGAUCAGGCCAGAUCCAGUACAGGGCAGAGGAUCUGUUUAGAUUCAUUGAUAGCUACAAGGAGUUUGUUGCUCUUGUAUUCGAUCAAACUACUCAGGCAUAUCUUCCUCGCGACAAGGAAUGGAUCAAAGAUCGCCUCCUGGCUCAUUUUAGCCAGCAAAACAGUGCUCCAUCAAAGCACCACAACCAAUCUCAGCAACGUCAGCAACAGAACAACCGUUCUCAAAGUGGUCGCCGUUGGUAGACUUUGGGGUUAAAGGGAUUUAUAUCUUUGUCUCUCUUUUCAGAUAUAUACAUAUUAGUAGUAGUGUUAUCAUUAUAAUCGUUUACUAUUAUUGCUAUUUAAGAAAGU